Mobula hypostoma (lesser devil ray) is the source of this 4841-nucleotide messenger RNA. It is a transcript of the gene gpx7, whose product is annotated as glutathione peroxidase 7. Bases 15 to 650 code for a protein of 211 amino acids. Gene Ontology annotation, molecular function: glutathione peroxidase activity. The transcript is spliced from 3 exons. Gene Ontology annotation, biological process: response to oxidative stress. Lineage: Eukaryota; Metazoa; Chordata; Chondrichthyes; Myliobatiformes; Myliobatidae. The record is from RefSeq and is a predicted model, not a curated record.
GCCCAUUAACAGUGAUGCAGGAAUCUGCUUCGAAACGGUCAAAUUUUGCUGCUGCCCUGCCUAAAUUUAGUUUCCUUUUAUUGUUCGCAACUAUGUUUCUCACCGCAGCCAUGGUGAUUUUCUUUCUCGUUCUCCCCUCCGAAGAAAAGAACAAAGAUUUUUAUAGUUUUAAAACAGUAAACAUCAGAGGCAAGUUAAUUUCACUGGAGAAGUACAGAGGGUCGGUUUCAUUAGUUGUUAAUGUCGCCAGUGAGUGUGGCUUCACAGAAGAUCACUACAAAGACCUCCAGCAGUUGCAACGGGAAUUGGGGCCAAUGCAUUUCAAUGUCCUCGGAUUCCCCUGUAACCAAUUUGGGAAUCAAGAGCCGGGAACUGACCAAGACAUUGAGAAGUUUGUUCGCAAAACCUAUGGAGUUUCCUUCCCGUUGUUCAGUAAGAUUGCUGUCAAAGGCACUGGAGCAAAUGCAGCAUUCAAAUAUUUGAUAGACUCCAUUGGUAAGGAGCCAGACUGGAAUUUCUGGAAGUAUCUUGUGGAUCCAAAUGGUAAGGUGGUCAAUGCUUGGCCACCUAAUGUUUCAGUUGUAGAAAUAAAGCCACAAAUUGUAUCGCUAGUGAGACAACUCAUAGUGAAACGCAAAGAAGAAUUGUAACCUGACCCUGAAUUAAUGUUCUAUAAUUCAAUUGCACAUUCAAUUGGUCAAUAGUUUGUGUUUUAAGUUUUGUUUUGUGAAGCCCAUUAAUUUGUAUGAACCAUAAUAUUGUGUUUUUCUCAAAUGCAAGAAAAAAGCCAAUUCAACCACUAUUUAUACAGUGUUACAAUUUACCUGUCUUUUUUAAGAAAAACAUAUGUUUAACUUCAGUAGUGCAAACACGAGAAAAUCUGCAGAUGCUGGAAAUCCAAGCAACACACACAAAAUGCUGGUGAACGCAGCAGGCCAGGCAGCAUCUAUAGGAAGAAGUACAGUCGACGUUUCGGGCGGAGACCCUUUGUCAGUACUUCUUCCUAUAGAUGCUGCUUGGCUUGAUGUGUUCCACCAGCAUUUUGUGUGUGCUGCUUUAACUUCAAUAGUUCCAUAUGAAAUUUACACAAGUUUUGUUUAUUGUGCUGAGGAAAUGAGCAGAAUUCAUGGAAGUUCUAAAAAAAAAUAAUUACAGGUUAAAACUCAUUAUGUCAUACCAGUUCUUCAAUAUUAGGAAAAAUGGGCCCAUUUCUCCAUUCCUAAGGGGUAAUUUUAAUUUGGAAUUUAAAAUUACAAUUUUGAUUUUAAGGGAAUAGGACAAGGGAAUAGGCUGAGCACUACAUGUGAUUUUAACAUCAGUCCUUUUCAAUUGACAGUGUGAAUCAGAUGGAAAGGGCUAUUUAGGUGAUGGGUGGCAGUGGAAGUCUUAAGGUACCCUGGAGGUUCAGCCCGAUCUGUUGAGAGAGUGGACAGUCUACGGCAAGGUAGACCUCACUUUUUCUUUUAUGAUCUUUAAAAGUCUUCCAGUUUCUUUUGGCCCCAUAGGGAGUUUUAUUUUAAACACUUCUCUUCUUGUUGUACAUACUCACGCACCCACUAAAGGUCAUAUUUAAAGUUCCAUUUGAGGCCUGAUUUGGUACUUUUACUCUUUGGUUAAAAUCUGGAUUGAACAGAGACAAAACCACUGUUUAGUCACACAAUCGGUAAGCAAUUUUAUUGCCUAGGAAUGGAAGUGUAGGGUUAAAAAAUGCUUUUCAUCUACACUCCAUCUUCCUGUUAGUGCAUGAUAAAUGUGAAGAGUAGAAGUGAUGCUUUUUUUUGGGAGGAGAACACAUGUUAAGGAGAUGCCCAACAUCAAUUUUAUUUAAUUGUGUGGCAUAGUAGUGUUAUGGUUGGACUGCUCUAAGGCAGGGAAGAAUAAUUAUUUUUACUUACAAUCAUACUUGUGUCUCUCCCGCGACUGGAUGUAAUUAACAAAAUUUUGCGGUUCAAAUUCUUAGCUUGUGAGAGAAAAUUUAUCAUUUGUGGAUUAACAAUUUCCUUUAAAGUUUAUAGUAGAUGGGUUUUUGUUCCCCUUUUCUAAUGCAACAGCCUUUAACCUCCAGGAAGAUAACCUCUGCUCUGCUCUUACUAAAGAGGACAGGGAAUGGAUGUAGAAAAGUAGGGCAUGCCUUCGAUUUUCCGUUCAUUUGGGACCCUCCACAAAAAUAUAACCCAGACUGAAAUAACUAUUGAACCAUACUAUUGUUUUAAAUUAUAUUACACCAUAGAAAAAAAUCUUAUUUGUGAUGCAGCAUGUUCAAUGCAUUUUUUAAACCAAUUUCCCAGAAAUAUUGUGUCAUGUAUUACUAGGUCAAAGGUUAGUUUCCUAUUGGAUCUGUUUUUGCUUUCAUAUUGGUGCUGCUUUAUGACAGUGUUCUUAAUGAUAAGGUUUCCUGCAAUUCUCCAGUUCUGCUGAAUGGGUACCUGAGGAAACUGUUCAAUGAAUACAUGGAAUAAAAUUUUGUAUCACUUCAAAUUCAUAUUGCCUCAUUCGUAAGUGUACAGUAGGUCAUAGUUACAAUCUCCUCUCUAUCCACGCUUCAUUGUAGCUCAGAUCAGAAAUUGGUAUCUCCUAUUCUAUCCAGCAUGGACAAUUUUAUUUGUUCAACUAGAUGACAGGCACUGGUAUGUGACAAAUGAUUAGAGAUUAGUGUUUUUUUUUGUGUAAUCAUUUUUAAUUAUUGGAGUAACAAACUUAAUGGUAUUAUGCUAUAAACAUUUCCAUUUUUGUUCUUUACAACAGUGAAUUUUACAGUAAACUGAAACAGACAUGACAAACUAAAAGCUAAACUAGAAAGUACGUUAUUAUAUAUGACUUCCAUUUUCUAUAAAGUGAAGAAAAAUAAACCUUUUGCCAAGAGAAAACGUUUUUUUUUAAAGAUCAUCUAUACUAAACGGUGUUUUGGAAAUGAAGAUAAGGGCUUUCUGAAUAGAGAAAAUUAUUCAGCCUACUCUCUGAGUGGACCAUCAAGCACCUAUUUGCACUAAAUCUACAUCACACUAAAUUUAUGUGAUCCCCACCUCUCCUGAGAUUCUGCUGCUCAUGGACUAGAGGCAAUUUAUAGUGACAAUUAACUUAUCAACCCACACGUCUGUGGGAUAUGUGAGGAAAGUCGAGAACCUGGAGGAAAUGCACAUGGUCACGGGGGAAUGUGCAAACUUUACGCAGCACCAGAGAUCGGUGUUGAAACUGGAUCACUGGAGAUGUGAGACAGCAGCACCAUUAACUGUGCCACUACUAUAGCACUGACUUCUUGACCCUUGUCAAACAAUAUUAUUUUCCUGGCAUAUAACCUGUUAUAAAUUCUUAAUUACGUUUGUGCUUAAUUGUACCUUGCUGUCUCCCAUCCUUAUGCCAUGUCUCAGGUUGUUCUCUGGGCCGCUAUCACAAAAUUUAGUUCUGUUCUGAUGACGUAAAUGAGGAUCAGGAGAUAGGGUGGCUCUUGUCUCAAGACCUUGUCUCUGAUAUUGAUGGUUCCAGUUCCUCUUAAAGCUUCUGGGUAUUCUCUUCAUCUUCCAGCAUUCAUAGGUACAGUAAAACUCUCGACAAUCUGACACUCGUGACAUUGAUCGGCAGUAUUGGACAUUGUUCCAACUAACACGGUCAGUGCCUUUUCAUAUGUUACAUAGUAGAAUGAUAAAUGUUCUAAGGAACCUGGUAAUUUUGAAGGGAGCAACAACCCAUCUGCUGAAGGAACUGAGUGGGUUGAACAGCGUCUCUGGGGUGAAAAAAAUUGUCACCAUCUUCAUUUGAAACUCUGCCUCUGGACACAAUUCAGUUCCAUUAUCCCCACAGGUGCUGCUCAACCUGUGGCAUUCCUCCAGCAUAUUGUUGGUCCAGGUCCCAAUAUUUCCAGUCUUUUGUGCCUCCUUGUUUCAAAGGGAUUUUGGAGCCAGGGACCCAGUGAACAGGAAGGGAGCGGGGGGAAUGGGGGAGUUGGAGUGAAGUGCAGCAACAUCACCUAAUGAGCCCGUUGAUGAACCAUCAGGGUUUCUGAGUAGUUGGAGAGCAGACUAUCAAUUUUACUUAGGAUAUAACAAAGAUCACUGCAGUCCACUCUGCUGAAGUAAGACACCAACUAUGAUCUUCAUGAAUAACAGAGCAAGUUUUUAAAGCUCAGGAGGUCUCUGCCUGCUCCUUUUUCUUAUAUUUUCAUGGAAGCAGGAAUUGGCAUUUUAAUCCUUUAUAGUUGCUCUCUUUAUCAUUAAAAUCUUUUAACUUUGCUCCACUAACUUCAUAUCCCUUAAUAUUUAAACACCUGGUGAGCUCUGUAUUGAAUAUACUUAACCUUUGUGCUGUCGGAGAUGAUGCCUCCUGCUUCUUCCUACCCACGUACCAGGAAAUUUCAAUCCUAUAUCCACCCUAUCAAAUCCCAUAGGAGCUUUCUAUAUUUUAAUUCUUUCAAACUCGGGCCUAGCUCUUGUCUGUUUAAAUAUCUGCUCUUAGAACAUAUGGUGGUUCACUUUUAAGUGUGUUUCGGAUGGUCUAGAAAAGUGAUGGUGUCCUUGUGACCUUGUUCUUAGUAAAGAUCACAGGUUUGACAAGCCUGUUGAAGUAGCCUUGGGUUGUAAUUAUAGUUCAUUUUGUGUAUGAUACGAACCUGCAGACCUGGUGUAUUGCCAAUGGAUCCUGGAGAAAAGGAGGAAGUUACAAAGGUUGUGGGGUCAAGACUGAAGGGUGCUAAAUUGCCUUGAUUUUGGAAUAACAAUUAGGCAUCUGAUCUGUAGAUUUUUGGUCACUUAAUAAUAAUGUAGAAAGAUAAAAAAGAAAGAAUUCAAAGAGAAUAUUUUUGGAUUGGCCUGGUGUUAGUUUCUCAUUAUCAGAACCAUAUUACCGAU